This is a messenger RNA of Centruroides sculpturatus (bark scorpion), 2068 nucleotides long. It is a transcript of the gene Cndp2, whose product is annotated as cytosolic non-specific dipeptidase-like. The transcript is spliced from 12 exons. Bases 102 to 1532 code for a protein of 476 amino acids. NCBI's taxonomy places the organism in Eukaryota, Metazoa, Arthropoda, Arachnida, Scorpiones, Buthidae. Gene Ontology annotation, biological process: proteolysis. Gene Ontology annotation, molecular function: metallodipeptidase activity. The record is from RefSeq and is a predicted model, not a curated record.
UGACUGAUAACACGUAUGAUCUGUGCAUGUGACAGUUGAAGAAUAAUUUUACAUUUAGUUUUGAUUUUGUGCGGAUCGACGGAAAGUUAUUUUAAUUCAACAUGGUGCUAGACAAAGAUUUAGAAGCUAUUUUUAGUUACAUUCAGGCUCAUCAAAAAGAAUAUAUUCAAGAUCUAGCUGAAGCUGUAGCUAUUAAAAGUGUGUCUGUAUGGCCAGAGACUAGAGAUGAAAUUACAAAAAUGAUGAAGUUAAUUAGCAAGUAUUUGGAAGCUGAAGGAACUACUGUUGAAUUGGCAGAUAUAGGGAAUCAAACUCUUCCAGAUGGAACUGUCUUAAAAUUACCUCCAGUAUUAUUAGGCCAAUUAGGAAGUGAUCCAAAAAAGAAAACUGUGUGCAUUUAUGGACAUCUUGAUGUUCAACCAGCACAUAAGGAGGAUGGUUGGGAUACAGAGCCAUUUGUUUUAACUGAAAAAAAUGGAAAAUUAUAUGGACGAGGUUCAACUGACGAUAAAGGACCUGUUCUUUGUUGGAUACAUGCAAUUCAAGCUUAUCAUAGAACUGGAAGGAAAUUACCUGUGAACAUAAAGUUCUGUUUUGAAGGGAUGGAAGAGUCUGGUUCUGAAGGAUUAGAUAAACUUGUUGAUGCUCGAAAAGAUACAUUUUUUAAAGAUGUUGACUAUGUUUGCAUUUCUGAUAAUUACUGGCUUGGAACAAAAAAGCCAUGUCUGACUUACGGUUUAAGAGGAAUAUGCUACUUUUUUAUUGAGGUUAUCUGUUCCCAAAAAGAUCUACAUUCUGGUGUUUAUGGUGGAACAGUUCAUGAAGCAAUGACAGAUUUAAUAGCUUUAAUGGGAAGUUUAGUAAAUGAAAAAGGUGAAAUACUUAUUCCUGGAAUUAUGGAUGAUGUAGUACCUGUGACUGAAGAUGAGAAGAAAAUUUAUGAAAAUAUUGAUUUUGACAUUAAUGAAUAUAGAAGUGAAGUAGCUGCAAGUCGAUUAUCUCGUCAUACAAAGGAAGAAGUAUUGAUGCAUCGUUGGCGUUUUCCUUCUCUCUCUCUUCAUGGAAUAGAAGGAGCAUUUAGUGAUUAUGGAUGCAAAACAGUUAUUCCAAGAAAAGUAAUUGGAAAAUUUUCCAUUAGAAUAGUACCCAAUCAGAAACCAGAAGUGAUAGAAAAACUAGUUGUGGAAUAUUUGGAUAAAGUAUUUGAAAAACGAAAUAGUCCUAAUAAUUACAGGUCUUAUUUGUUUCAUGGAGGUAAUCCUUGGAUGAGUGAUCCUAAUGAUCCAAAUUUUGUAGCUGGUCGAAAAGCAAUAAAGACAGUUUUCGGGGUGGAUCCAGAUUUAACUAGAGAAGGAGGAAGUAUUCCUGUAACAUUGACUCUACAGGAGGCAACUGGAAAGAAUGUGAUGCUAUUACCUGUUGGAGCAUGUGAUGAUAGUCCUCAUUCUCAAAAUGAGAAACUUGACAUUUAUAAUUAUGUUAUGGGGACAAAAGUAAUGGCUAGUUAUCUUAGUGAAAUUGCAAAAGUUUAAGCUUUCAUGUUACAAAUAAAUAUGUUGUUUCUUACAAAUGAAUAAAUUAUAAGUGAAAAUUUUAUAAGUAAACUGAAUUUGUUGGACAAAAUAAAGGUUUAAAAUUUUCUAUUUAUAAACUUGAAAGUUUUUAAUUGAAAAUAUGGUAUAUAAGACUAAAAUUUAUGUAUUUUAGUAUUUUUGUAGAAAAACCACUCAUUAGAAUUCUUUCAAAUUUGUUAUUUUUAUACAUGGGCUUUCAAAUGAAUACUAUCAUUUUAAAUUACAGUAAUUAUGUUAUUAUCUGAAAAGUAUGUGACAUACACUAGUUAACAGUGUGUGUCAGUUUCAUCUCUCAUCUGCAUUCAAACAUCUUGUUGUCUACUACCUCUAGGAAGUAAUGUAAAAUAAAAUGAUGACACUGCAGUAUAGAGGACAUCUUGUGUUUUAUGAAGGCAAAAAUCUAUCCUAGAAAGUCUAAAAGGCAGAUUACUCAUCAUUGUACAAUAUGAUUAAUCUGCAGGAACCAUAGAAUUUGUGGUUGCUGUGGAAGGAGU